AGAGGACGCUGUACGAUUUCUAUAUCAUUAAUCUGGUUCAUUCAUACCAUAAUCUUCAUACCCCCAUCGACGAUGUCUCCGGAUAUGCCUGAAGAAGAUCAUAGACCAGUCGUUUGGUUUGACAUUGACAACACACUAUAUUCUGCCAGCACCAAGAUCUCCCAAGCCAUGGGUCAGCGCAUCCAUGCCUACUUCGUCACUCUUGGGUUGGACGAUGACAAGGCCUCCGAGAUGCAUCACACGUACUUCACUCAGUACGGACUUGCACUUCGCGGUCUGACACGUCAUCACGACAUAGAUCCCAUGGACUUUGAUCGUAAAUGCGAUGGAACACUUCCUCUCGAUGAUCUUAUUAAACCAGACCCAAAACUACGAAAGCUCUUUCAAGAUUUGGACAGAACCAAGGUGCGUGUAUGGGCUUUGACGAAUGCAUACAAGCACCACGCACGACGAGUGCUCAAGAUAUUAGAUGUAGAAGACCAGAUCGAGGGCCUUGUUUACUGUGAUUACCAGCAAAUCGGCUUUACUUGCAAACCGGAACCGGAAUAUUAUCACAAUGCCAUGAAACAAGCGAAUAUUUCAGAUCCAUCCAAAUGUUACUUCAUCGAUGACAGUCGGCUCAAUGUCACAAGUGCUAAAGAACUUGGCUGGGGUCAUUGUGUACACUUUCACGAGGUCGGCUUGGAAAUUAUGGAUGGCGGAAAGCUGAAGAAACUUGCUCGAGAUACCGACACUAGUGACCCUGAUGCCAUCGUGGAGAUCAGCGAUUUGGAAGAACUAAGGACUGUUUGGCCUGAGAUCUUUAUAUAAUAAACUUCUGCACGAAACAACUCAAUGUACUAUGUUGUAUGGAUAGAUGAAUGAAUGUGAGUAGCCAGUGUCCCCGCGUAUAAAAAAAUACACGAAUCCAGUUAGAUAACUUAUACCUUAGUACAGGGUCGAUAUUGAAACUUAAAACAACAUCACGGUCACAACUUGUGAUGCUUCGUUCACCUCCAAAAUUACACCGUCGUAACCAUACAAGCCUGUGGAAAACAGCAGUGUGAUGUUGUCAUAUUCAUCUGUGCGGUCUAGUAACAUGGAGGGCGGCUCUCGGGGACUGAGGAAGUGACUGAUAUCUUCGAACUAAACUUUUCGAUCAGCAAAUAAUUAAGGAUAGCAAAACUGAGAAUC
Messenger RNA from Suillus clintonianus, 1173 nucleotides. Its product is annotated as pyrimidine 5-nucleotidase. Gene Ontology annotation, molecular function: nucleotidase activity. The transcript has 7 exons. Lineage: Eukaryota; Fungi; Basidiomycota; Agaricomycetes; Boletales; Suillaceae. Bases 73 to 810 code for a protein of 245 amino acids. The record is from RefSeq and is a predicted model, not a curated record. Gene Ontology annotation, biological process: pyrimidine nucleobase metabolic process; nucleotide catabolic process.